Molecule: messenger RNA, 1239 nt
Organism: Candidozyma duobushaemuli
Lineage: Eukaryota; Fungi; Ascomycota; Pichiomycetes; Serinales; Metschnikowiaceae
Exons: 2
Coding region: 1-1239 (412 amino acids)
Source: RefSeq, a predicted model, not a curated record
AUGUCCCAUCUGCUCCGUGGCGAAGGCUCGGAAUUUGACAUGAGUUCAGUUCACAAAAUCACUGAUGAUGUUUCUCUUGAACUCAAUGCCGAGUUCUUUCACCAACCGUGGUUUCUUCAGAUGUUGCAUCAUCGCAUAGUACUUCCUGGGAUGUCGAUACCUGAAUUCCUAUCACUAUCACUCCAUCUAGUAGGCGAUACAAAGACGGACGAUAGAUUUAUGGAGCCCUUUCACAUUUCACAAGUAUGCAUCGAGCUCCAGGAGUUUGUCAGCGUGCGGAAAUAUGUUUGUUCGUUUGAGGAUGUUCGUACCAUGGUAGUCAGCAAUACCAGUCCGAACGAAUUGGCCAGUCUUGCACAUCAAGAAGUCGUCGUCCCACCUGAAUGCUAUGACUGCAAGCUACCGGAGAUUGGCCCCACUUUUUUUACUAAUGGUUUCACGAGAAGCUAUGGCUUGAAGAUCACGAUGAAGUUGGUUCACAAGAGCAUCCCCGGUAUACUUGCGUCCACAUUCCUUGAGUUGAAUGUGGCAGAAAAGAAAGAGGAACGCAUAAACUUUGAAGAAUGUCCGGGCCUGGAAGUUUCGGAUAUCUACUAUGAUAUUGCGCCUCCUUUGAGUCAAGAGGCGCUAGAGAAACACAUGGCAAAUAAUCAAGAUCAGUUGCGAAGUUUCAGUGAUGACUUUGAUCAAUACCUGCUCCUGGCCUUGGAUAUUAUAGCAUUAUUGGGAGAUGAGAAGGUUCCUCUUGCUUCGCGUAUCGUAAUGCCUGACGAUAAAGUUUCCAAGUCUUUUGGGUUUGAUGCAAUUGCAAAACCCGGAAUGAAGUUGUCUGACAUUAUCAGUUUCACUUAUAUUCUUCCGCAAAGUUUCCAAGCCGCUUCUCGCGAGAAUCAAGUGGAAGAUUACAGCAUGAACUUCACGUAUGUUGAAGUAUGCCUCUUUUCAAUCGAAAGAUCAGGGUUUACUAUUUUGAAAAGCAAGAAGGUGUUGCUUGAGAAAACUAAAUUGCCAUCGAUACGAUGGAGUGAGUUCAAGGAGAGCGUACCUGGUAGUCUCUCUGCCUGUGCUUUUAUUCUACCAGAAGAGACCUUUGAUGCGGUAAUUCCCCUUGAUCUACAGCCUUCUAAAGUAAGCUUCCGAUAUUCUCGACAAUUCUUUAUCGAAGUAUGGGUGUAUCUCACUGUUAAUGGAAAGGAACAUGGCAGGCUGCGGAAAUUUAACUUGUUUAUUGCCAAGUAA